Messenger RNA from Fusarium tjaetaba, 1281 nucleotides. Its product is annotated as benzoate 4-monooxygenase. NCBI's taxonomy places the organism in Eukaryota, Fungi, Ascomycota, Sordariomycetes, Hypocreales, Nectriaceae. The transcript is spliced from 5 exons. The coding region runs from base 1 to 1281 and encodes 426 amino acids. The record is from RefSeq and is a predicted model, not a curated record. Gene Ontology annotation, molecular function: monooxygenase activity; heme binding; iron ion binding.
AUGGAAUCUUUCAUGAGCUGGGCCAUUGGCCUGCCAAUCCUCCUUCAAACGUCGACCGUGGUCGGCUUCUUGGUGCUUGGAUACAUUGUUUACUACCGCUACCUCCACCCGCUCGCCAAGUACCCUGGCCCCCCACUCGCCUCGCUCACCAACUUGUGGAAGACAUACCAUCUUUGGAGCCUACAUCUCCCUCAUACGCUUGUUCGUCUGCAUGAGCAGUAUGGCGACGUCGUACGGGUCGGGCCAAAUGACUUGUCGUUUCGAAAUCCCGAUGCCGUUAAUACCAUCUACAAGGCAGGCCGACAACUACAAAAGACGGGGUUUUAUGAUGGAUUUACGGCUUUCAAUCCUAACUUGUUUGGAACACAAGAUGAAGAGAUUCACGCCAUCAGGCGUCGCCAAAUGGCCCAUGCCUUCUCCCUGCAAUCUAUCAAGGAGAUGGAGCAUUUCGUUGACAGCCAUAUCAUGAAACUUAGGAAAAACCUUGACAACUUCUGUGACACCAACCAAGAGUUUGAUCUAAAGGACAUGAUUGCCUUUUACGUCUUUGACGUGCUUGGUGAGCUCGCUUUCAGCAGAAGUUUCGACUCGCAGGAUGGGAGAGAUCUAUCCCGGCUACCGCCCAUCAACGACCAUAUCUAUCUCGCUUGUUUGAUGGGAAUGACACCAGAGGCUCUCCCGUGGAUCAAGAAGGUUCUACCCUUCAUCCCCAUUCCAUGGAUCAAACGCCUACUCAACGCUCGUGCGCAGCUUCGGAAUCUGACCGCGGCGUGCGUCCGGCAAAGAAUUGAAGCUGGUAACAGCGAUCGCAGGGACCUUCUCUCGUCCUUACUGGUGGCCGUCGACCCUGAGACUGGGUCUAAGCUUACUGAGUUGGAUAUCAAUACCGAGGCCUUUGCAAUGGUUCAUGCAGGUCAAGUCAUUCCCUACGCGGCCCUCGAGAAAGACCUACCAUACACUAUGGCAUGCAUACAUGAAAAUUUCAGGAUUAACCCUGUGUUCACCAUGCCAUUGCCUCGGAAGAUUAUGACUCCAGGUGGAUUCACGAUCCAGGGACAACAAGUACCUCAGAAGACCGUUGUCUUCGCUCUGAACCACGUCGUUCACCACAACCCAUCGGUCUGGGGCGAGGACCACGACCAGUUCAUCCCAGAUCGCUUCCUCGGACCCAACGGCAAGGAGCUCCAGAGUUACUUGUCGCCUUUCAGUACUGGGCAUCGUGCUCUCUACAGUACUGAGAAAUUACAAACUGGAGAUGCUCCACCCGGAAGAACCGGUUGA